AUGUUCAACAUGAUGACUCUUCGGGUUCUAUUGGCUACAUUCUUCAUCCCACAAUGGGUUUCUGCUUCACCAGCCCUGAAUAGCAGCAUAAAGACAUAUAGUUUUCCGGAAGGGCUGGAUCUGGCACAUGCCUACACCAUUCAGGUUCAACAAUCUACCGGGGGCUUGCAUACCGUUGAAUCCUACAACGCCAUCGUGUCAGAAGCCAAUACCACGUCCGGAAAGGGACUCGAGCACAACACUUCCUUUGCUUUGUUCGACUUUGAAGGACCCGUUAUGAUCUCCGUCACCUACAAUAAUGGGCCAGUAAGGUCUGUCGUCAUAAGACCAUAUUCAUAUAAUAUCUCGCCGACUGUGCAAGGAAAUACGAUCUCUUUUACGUUGGACCUACCGCGCAAUGUCGUAGUCCAAGUCAAUGACGAUGUGUUUGAUACCUUGCAACUUUUCACUAAUGCUGUUGAGACCGACAUUCCCAGUGAACAUGAUCCAAACGUGGUCUACUUUGGACCCGGCCUUGACAACGGCCCCUCCUCCAAGAACGGAACAUUGGUCGUACCAUCCGGUAAGACCGUAUAUCUUGCUCCUGGUGCAGUUGUUACUUCUCGAAUAGCCUUUCAGAAUGCGACCAGCGGUUUGAUCCAGGGUCGGGGCGUGAUCAACCCAAGAUCAUCGGGUGGUGUACUUAUCGAAUGGUCGAGCAAUAUCCUGGUAAAGGACAUUCUCAUUCUCGGAGCAAAAGGGUUCUCGGUCACAACGGGUACAUCGAAAAAUAUCACCAUGUUAGGAAUCCGAUCGAUGUCUUCCACCGGCAACGGCGAUGGAAUCGACUUCUUCUGCAGCGAGGAUGUUCUGAUCGAUGGGGUGUUUCUACGGAACUCCGACGAUAAUAUCGCUCUUUACCAGCAUCGCUGGAACUACUACGGCGACUCGAAGAAUAUUACGGUACAGAACUCAUCUCUCUGGGCGGACUGGGCUCACCCUAUCAAUAUCGGCACGCAUGGGAAUACCGAUAGCCCUGAGACCAUGGACGGGGUCACCAUCCGCAAUAUUGACAUCCUCGAUCAUCGCGAGCCGCAACUUUGGUACCAGGGGUGCAUUGCGAUCAACCCUGGAGAUAGUAACUUGAUUCAGAACGUUCAUAUUGAAGACGUACGAGUCGAGAAUUUCCGCCUGGGGCAAUUACUCAAUUUUCGGGUGAUGUAUAACUCCAAGUAUAACACGUCGCCGGGUAGGGGCAUUCGGAAUGUCUUCGUGAAGGAUCUGGUAUACCAUGGAUCCCAUGCAAACCCUUCGUUGUUUUUGGGAUAUGAUAAAGAUCGGAAUAUCUCAAAUGUCACCUUUGUCAACCUACAGAUUAACGACAAGGUAAUCGACGACAACAUGGCUAAACCAUCCUGGUACUAUACUGCGGAUUUUGUGCCCAUGUUUGCGAAUGAAUAUACAGGUUCCAAUCGUCUUCAUAACCCUAAACUACUUGUACAGAGACUCCCCAUGCCCCGCAAUUCAAGCCAUAUUCAUUGGUUCUAUGCGACGAUCUUCGCUUCAGCUCCACCAGAUGUAGGCUUCGGAGAGACUCCGAUAAAUCCGCCGGCGCUACUUUUCUCCUUCCAUGCGGGGGAAAAACAAUCUCCGCAAUCAUGCAACUUAAUGCGCUCUAAGGCAAACGGUCGGCCCGCACAGGACCAACGACCGCAACAACAAGACCAGGACGCCACCAAACCAGAAGACGAUAUCCCGGCCUGCCAGUCCUGCCGCAAGAAAAAGGCACGAUGUAGUCGUGAGCAGCCAUGUUCGCAAUGCGUGCGCUUUGAUGUCGCAUGCGUUUACGAUGACCGUCGGCUGAAGCCUGGGCUACGCGCAGGAGCCGUUGAUCAGCUCUACCGCCGGAUUGAUACACUGGAGAACAUGUUUCUCGGGCAAAGCGUUCUGUGGAAGCAGGUCUGGGAGGCGCUCCAUCCUAACUCGGCCUUCCCUGGUGCUCCGGAUGAGGAUUUGAAUAAUGAGGAAACGCCGAGUAGACAAUUCGUUCACGCGCGCGAAGCCAUGAAAAAUUCAAUGUCACAGCUUGCCGAGGCCAAGGACAAAGCAGAGUCUUCAAUAGAGGCAGAACCCAAUGAGGAUAAUGGUUUUCGGUCGCCAAAGCGACGAAAGGUCGAUGUGGUGUCUACUCCACAGCAGUUACUAAGGAGAGGGACAGACUUUGACAUCCUCAACUUGGACCUGGUGCACCAUCUGGUUGAAUUUUACUUUGCGAACAUCCACCACUGGAUUCCAAUUCUACAUGUCAGAAAAUUUCGAGAACAGAUUCAGACCUACAAGGGACGCCAGAAGGCUAUCCAUAUUCUGCAUGCUAUUGUCGCGUUGUGUAGUCGGUUCUCUAGCGAUAGCCGCCUAGGAAGCGAUACAGAGAAGGCUGAACUGGCAGAGAGAAGUAGGCAGAAUGUCAUCUUGAGUAGUAUGGAGUCAUUCUCCGUUGAGAAUCUCCAGGCGUUAGUCAUCAUUGCUUUUGAUACAAUUGGUCGUGGACGCGGCCCCUCGUCAUGGUCCAUCGUAGGAGGCAUGGCUCGCACAGUAGAGCAGCUUCAGCUGAGCGUUGAAGAAGAGCAUCUUUCCAGCCAUUCUCAAUCUGGCGAAACUUUAAUAAGGCGCAUGGCAUUUCUGAAACCAUCCACCUCCUGGAGUGAAGCGGAAGAAAGACGACGUGUCUUCUGGACCGUGUUUCUGAUGGAUCGCUUCUGCAGUGUAUCCACCGGUUGGAAUAUCAGUCUGACCAGUGCAGAUGUUAAGCGGAGACUACCCUGCGAAGGAGCACUCUGGGAGCAGGAAACUGAAGCAAGGCCGCCAUAUUUUGGCAUCUCAGACGCAAAAGCCGCCAGCCCACAUCGCCCCUUACUGGCAGAGAGCCGGAUGACGGCUGAUCCAAAGGAGCAAGAUUGUAUCGGGGGAUUUGCUUACUGCAUCGAAGCCACGGAGUCGCUUGCAUUAGUCACCAAUUUCUUUCUUCACCACGCCCUCGACAUCCGAGAUGCGGACAAAGCGCAGCUCUGGCUCAUGCGAUUCAAAGAGCUUGAUCUCCGUAUGGUCCAAUGGAAGUUUUUUCUGCCGCCAAAAUGGCGAGACGCGUCAGUGCUUAAUGCCGAUGGUAUCAUGGACCCUAACCUUACUCUUGCACAUACAACACACAACACAGCUGUAAUACUUCUCCACCAAGGAAUCGCCUACCCGCCAUUACACUGGAAGUCCUGCCCGGUCAAACUACCUUCAACAUCAUCGGCAGAAACAUGUCUCGAGGCUGCCUCGGAGAUCAGCACUAUUGGCCAACAAUUCCUUCUUUGCUCUCCCAUCCUCACGAACCCCCAGUUCUCCUUCUGCCUCUUUAUUGCCGGUAGAAUGCUCCUCACACAUUCCAAGUACUACGGUACCCCAAUACCCAGCUCGUUGGAUUCCCUUAUUGCCAGCUUAUUCGAGAUCUCCCGCCGAUGGGCAGGGCCCCAAAAUGUACAGGAUAACCAAAAGGAUAACCUCGCCUCGGGCUUUGCCAAGCGAUUGGUUCAAGCAAGGGACAACUUCCCUGCGCUAUCGAAACCCAGCUUAGAUAUCCGACAGACGGCAUACUCUGAAAAUACUGACGAUAGAGCACUCUCCAAGCAUGUAGAAACCGUUUCUACACCGACAGUACUUGAUGGCUCCUCGGUGCUACCAAGCCAUACGUACGUGGAACAGGAGCCCCCACUACCUAUACCCGAUAAUCACUCUGAUACUUCGGGUUUCACCGAUAUAGAUCCAUUUGGUAUUUCACUGGCAGAUCGAGACCAGUUCAACUCUCAACCAACACAUGUAUCCAUCUGGAACAACGCGACGAGCUCUCUAUACACUGAUGCACCAAUUGUAUUAAACUGCGCGUCGCCAGAGCAUCCGCAGGCAACACUAAGUCCUGGACAGAGGAUUAGUCGCUAUGGGGCAGUGGAAGUCGAUCGAGCGGCUGCCAUGGGCGAAGGAUCCGCACAUCUUGGCCACAGUACUUAGGAAGCUAGAUUCUGCUCUCGUUUAUAUACCUGCAAAUAGAGCUCCAACAUGACAGAACUUCGACAUUUUAUAAUCUAUCGCGUAUACCUCUAUUCGAGAAUCUGUGU
Molecule: messenger RNA, 4133 nt
Organism: Aspergillus pseudonomiae
Lineage: Eukaryota; Fungi; Ascomycota; Eurotiomycetes; Eurotiales; Aspergillaceae
Product: putative C6 transcription factor
Exons: 7
Coding region: 1-4026 (1341 amino acids)
Biological process (GO): carbohydrate metabolic process; DNA-templated transcription; regulation of DNA-templated transcription
Cellular component (GO): nucleus
Molecular function (GO): polygalacturonase activity; DNA-binding transcription factor activity, RNA polymerase II-specific; DNA binding
Source: RefSeq, a predicted model, not a curated record